AGCUGCGUUCUUGCCUCCCAGCUCAUCCGUGGAGGAGCUAGCAUUGCCCCUGGGCUGUGCUACACACCUCCUGCCGCCUGGCUUGGUGGAAGCGGAUGUCUGACCAGCCUGGGGACAUGGCUCACCUGAGGGAAUUUGCCAACCAGCACUCCCGGGUGGACCCAGAGGAGCUGUUCACCAAGCUGGAGAGGAUUGGGAAAGGCUCAUUCGGUGAGGUGUACAAAGGGAUUGACAACCGCACCAAGGAGGUGGUUGCCAUCAAGAUCAUUGACCUGGAGGAGGCGGAGGAUGAAAUCGAGGAUAUCCAGCAGGAGAUUACGGUGCUCAGUCAGUGCGACAGCCCCUACAUCACCCGUUACUAUGGCUCCUACUUGAAGGGCACCAAGCUGUGGAUAAUUAUGGAGUACCUGGGUGGAGGGUCGGCACUUGAUUUGCUGAAGCCAGGACCCCUGGAAGAGACUUACAUUGCCACUAUCCUGCGGGAAAUUCUGAAGGGCUUGGACUACCUGCACUCAGAGAGGAAGAUCCACAGGGAUAUCAAAGCUGCCAAUGUGCUGCUUUCGGAGCAAGGGGAUGUGAAACUGGCUGACUUUGGGGUGGCUGGGCAGCUGACAGACACCCAGAUCAAGAGGAACACAUUUGUUGGGACACCAUUCUGGAUGGCACCAGAGGUCAUCAAACAGUCUGCCUAUGACUUUAAGGCAGACAUCUGGUCCCUUGGGAUUACAGCCAUUGAAUUAGCCAAGGGUGAGCCCCCAAAUUCUGACCUACAUCCUAUGAGGGUUCUCUUUCUGAUCCCCAAAAAUAAUCCUCCAACACUGGAAGGGCACUACAGCAAGCCCUUCAAGGAGUUCGUGGAAGCCUGUCUCAACAAGGACCCUAGAUUUAGGCCAACUGCUAAGGAGUUGCUAAAGCACAAGUUCAUCACACGCUACACUAAGAAAACCUCAUUCCUCAUGGAGCUUAUCGACCGGUUCAAGCGUUGGAAGUCAGAGGGCCAUGGAGAAGACUCCAGCUCUGGAGAUUCUGACAUUGAUGGAGAUGCGGAAGAUGGAGACCAGGGUCCAAUUUGGACCUUCCCACCAACUAUUCGCCCCACCUCCCUUAACAAGCUGCACAAAGGAAUGGCUCUUCACGGCUCCCAGAAGUCUGCUGAGCCCAUCAAGCGGCAGCCGCGAUCACAGUGCCUCUCCACCCUUGUUCACCCAGUCUUUGGAGAGUUGAAAGACAAGCACAAGCAGACUGGGGGCAAUGUGGGAGCCAUGGAGGAGCUGGAGAACGCCUUUAGCUUGGCGGAGGAGUCCUGCCCAGGCAUCUCUGACAAACUGAUAGCACACAUGGUGGAACGGGUACAAAGGUUCUCUCACAGCCGGAACCACCUGACUUCUGCCCGCUGACGUCAAUGUUCCUUGCUGCUGUUUUGGGGGAAGGGAGGAUUUUUCCAGUUUCAUAAGAACUACAUCUCUAAUUCAGACACCAUCUGCUGUUGGAUGUAACAUUGUGCUAUGGACUCCAGGACAUUUCAGAGCCUUCAUAUACAUAUUUCCAUGACAACCCAGGGUGAGGUUCACAAUGCAAGUACAAUUUAGACCUUUUGUGGAGCCCAGGAAGGGCGGUCUAAUUGUUUUUACAAUGUACUCGAUGCAGUUUUUAAUGGUUUUUCUCCCUGUUGAUUUGGUUCAGAGCUUGCUAUAGGUAAAUUCUGGCUUCUGGAGACAGAGAGAGGUUCUCUUGGACUCAAAUGUGUUUCAGAGAGAAGCAUGCUGAGGUAGCUCUCCUCUUCACAGGGGAAGUGUACAUGAACUGUAUUGUACAAGCAGCACAGGCAUGUCUGCAGCUUUCCAUACACUACAGCAUCCAGUAGAGUCAGAUCAGCCUUCUGGCCCUACGAGAGGUUUCUCCUUCAGUCCUAUUGUACAUUAGGGAGGCAGCAGUUUGCUGCCACUGCCACCACCUUGCAUUCACGUAGUGGGUUUGCUGACUGCGCUUCCUCGGGUUCUGAGGGUGCCAUUUCACACUAGUCAUUGGCUAAUCUGUACCAGCCUAGCCCAGAACUCGCCUCACUACUCUGCAGAGGAGCAAGGCUGGGGCAGUUGUGUUUGGCUUGGCCCCUCCCAGAAGUGGCUGAGUAACCACCUCAUGUUCCCUUUGCAGCCUGAGCGCUGCUCCUUGAAUGACCAGACAUGCAGUGAGCCAGAAGGCUCCCUGUAGCCCUACCCAUCAAGGAUAUUCAGUGCCCUGGCUAGCUCCUCAGCAAUGAGUAGUUAUGUCUUAGCAAAGGGACAUCUACCCAUCAGCCAAAGACACUUAAAGCUGAAGCCUGAUGUGUAAUUUAUGCUAAUUACAAUGGACUAAAUUCCAUGCAAUUCCACUGUCAGGGAAGUCAGAACUUUCAAGGCUAGUGGUUAGCCAGCAACAAUGGUGGCUCUAAUGCUAUACUUGAGACAGCAAAGCCAAUUUCUCGCUGCCCCCUGCACCCCCUUUUUGUUUUCCCCUCUGAACUUUCUCUUAAAACUUGGAGCUAAACUACUUGAAGCCAAAAGUACAGUCCGCCUGAGGAGCUGCAUCUCUGGCCGCUCUAUAGGAAAGAUAACAUUUGCCACCAUGUUACCUGCACAAGCUGUUUCAUUGAUGCAACUGGCUUUGCUUUCUCUACCAUGCUACUCUAGGCACCAAAUGUCAGUUCUUUAUUUCAUGUUGUGAAUUCUACACUAAGCAAGUACAUUCAGGAGCAGGAAGGAAAGUGGGUUUGAGAAGAGCCAGGAUCAACAUUUUGAAAGUUGGGUUUUAAAAAAUAAGCAUGUAAGGUAGUGAUUCUCAACUAGGGUGCCAUGAAGUCCUUUUCAAGGGUGAUGCACAAAACACUGUUAGGUGUGCAAACAUCAGCACGAGUCACAAGAUAAACCUGGAGAUUUCCCAUAAGAAUGCAUAGUGUCAAAAACAUUCUGUCAUCUUUCUGAGAAGAAUUGCUCUAGUAUUUUUUCCACAAUCGAACAGAACAAGUGGAAGUGAAGAGCUGGCAUUUUCUGAGGGCUUCCUCGAGUCUAAAAAAGUUGAGAACCACUGAUCGAAGGGAUGGAUCUUUAACUCCCAUGAAAUAGAUGCCUUUAUUUCUUUAAGACAUGGAAGACAAUUAAAAGUCUGGGUCUAAAAAGAGUUACCUACAUAAGCAGUGUGACUUCAUAGCUGCAGUUGCUCAGUCCUUCUAAGAGCUAGAGCCACCUGGUUUGUAAACCUUGAUUCUGGUUCUUACCUCAAGUGGACAGAUUUCAGAACACAGGACCAGUCAUCUCUGUGCACUUGUAGCCCUUCACUCAGUCUGGUGCGGUUCAUGUUAGCAUAUGAUUAUCUUUGCUGCUUCUCUGUGAUGGGCUGGGUGAGUGAUAACACUGCUGCAUGUCUGGUAGCCACUAGCAAGACAGUAGCUGAGGCCUGAAGCCUGGCCUAACGCAAAACCCUGUUUUCUGUGGUCUCCUUCAAGAAGAGCAGUGUGCGGGCAGAUCAGACACUCAGCCAGGCCAAAGGGAGAGGCUCCUGGUUAACAUAAAGGCAGCUGAAAGUUUUGUGUUGCGUUUGUAACUGCUGCUCGUGAUGGUAGCAGAUUGUGUUAAAGGUACCUUGUAUUAUCCUUCACAUGCACUGCAGUGUCAUGAGUAAAGUUUUUAAAGGAAACAGUCCCCAGAGAUUGCCUCCAGUAUUCAAAGCAAAAACAAUUUAGUUUAUAAAAGCAUUGAAAGGGAUCCACCACUUUCAAUAAAGUAAUAAAUACAAGA
Gavialis gangeticus (Gharial) is the source of this 3773-nucleotide messenger RNA. It is a transcript of the gene STK25, whose product is annotated as serine/threonine kinase 25. Gene Ontology annotation, molecular function: protein kinase activity; ATP binding. Gene Ontology annotation, biological process: protein phosphorylation. The transcript has 11 exons. NCBI's taxonomy places the organism in Eukaryota, Metazoa, Chordata, Crocodylia, Gavialidae. The record is from RefSeq and is a predicted model, not a curated record. The coding region runs from base 96 to 1397 and encodes 433 amino acids.